AUGGCUGUGGGUGAGGCCCUGGUGCAUGUGAGGAUCACUGUCCUGCAGCUCUGCCUGGGCACUUUGCUCUUCCUUUCUGGAUGGGCCCAGAGUGGGCACUCUCAACACCAGAGCCCCCCAGAAACAGUGAUACCCUUGAGGAUAACUGUCACCAAUAGAGGCAUGAGACCCGCUAACUGGCUUUCCUAUAGCUUGCACUUUGGAGGCCAGAGACACAUCAUCCACAUGAAGACCAAGAAGCUUCUGGUGUCCAAACCCUUCUCUGUGUUCACCUACACAGACCAGGGUGCUUUGCUUGAGGAACAGCCUUUUGUCCAGAGUGACUGCUACUAUCAUGGUUAUGUGGAAGGGGAUCCAGAAUCCCUGGUUGCUCUUAGCACCUGUUCUGGGGGCUUUCGAGGAAUGCUAGAGAUCCAUGACACUCUUUAUGAAAUCAAACCCAAAAGACUUUCUGCCAGAUUUGAACAUCUGGUUUACAGGAUAGACAGAGAGGAGACACAAUUCCCACCCAUGAGAUGUGGACUAACAGAAGAAGAAAUAGCACAACAACUGAAGCUUCUUCGUGAGAGUGAUAUUACAACUUUAAAGCAAAGUGACUACAAGGGCUGGUGGACCCACAAAGGCCUUAUUGAAUUGGCAGCUGUGGUAGACUAUGAACGAUACCGUCAUCUGGACAGCAAUAUCUCAAAGGUGGAGGAUGAAGUAAUCUUGGUUAUGCAUGCUGCAAAUGAAUAUUAUAAAGCACUGCAAAUUGACUUGAUCUUUUAUGGACUUGAGGUCUGGAACAAAGAAAAUCCCAUAACUAUAAGUUCGCUUGGCGAUACUCUGUCAGCAUUUUGCACUUGGAAAAAACGUGGUUUUAAUGCCCGCAUUCACCAUGAUGCUGUACAUCUUUUAAUUAAGAAGUCAUUUGGUAAACUCCUUGGCCUAGCCUUUGUUGGAACAAUAUGUAAUAUUCUCUAUAAUUGUGCAGUUGAUAGUUUUGAAGGUGACUCAAUUUCCACCUUUGCAUACGUUGUGGCACAUGAGUUGGGUCAUAAUUUGGGUAUGCGGCAUGAUGCAAACACAUGUUCAUGUGGGCAGAAAACAUGUAUAAUGUAUCCAUCAAAAACUGUUGCAAAUAAAUUUAGCAACUGUAGCUAUGCCAACUUCUGGGACAUUGGUUCAAGAAAGAGUUGUAUGCAUGAUACACCAAAUCCAGAAGCCAUCUUCUCAAAGAUACAGUGUGGGAAUGGUGUUACUGAAAAAGGAGAGGAGUGUGACUGUGGAUCCUUAAAAUUGUGUUCAGAAGAUCCUUGUUGUGCAGGAAACUGCACUCUGGAAGCUGGGGCUGUUUGUACUUUUGGGCUUUGUUGCAAAGACUGCCAGUUCUUACCAUCAGGCACAGAGUGUAGGAUAAAGGAAAAUGAAUGUGAUCUUCCAGAGUGGUGCAACGGAACUUCACACGAGUGUCCAAGAGAUGUAUAUGUGCAGGACGGGAUCCCUUGCAUGAACGGUGGCAACUGCUAUGAAAAGAGAUGUAAUAUACGGGAUGAACAGUGUAAGCAAAUUUUUGGCUUGGAAGCCAGGAGUGCAAGUGAGAGUUGCUACAUAGAAUUGAACACCCGAGGUGACCGUUUUGGUAACUGUGGUCUUAAUAACCACGCAUAUAUAAAGUGUAAUAUGUCAGAUGCCUUCUGUGGGAGAGUUCUGUGUGAGAAUGUGAUGUAUAUUCCCUAUUUAAGAGAUCAUUAUACAGUGCACUCAACUAAUUUCAAUGGUAUCACCUGCUGGGGUACUGACUAUCAUCCUGGGAUGACCAUACCAGAUAUUGGUGAAGUGACAGAUGGCACAGUGUGUGGUGAAGAAUAUGUGUGCAUCCGCAAGAAGUGUGUUCCUAUAUCAGUCUGGGAAAGUGACUGUACACCAAUGACUUGCAAUAAUAAUGGGGUCUGCAACAACAAACAAAACUGCCAUUGUAACCGUGAGUGGGAUCCACCCAACUGCCUGCUGCAAGGUCAUGGAGGGAGCGUUGACAGUGGCCCACCUCCUCCGAGAAUACUACCAAAUAUAGAGAUUUCCAAGACAGCACUAUUGCUAAGUUUAUGGAUUCCUACUCUCCUUUUGUUUUGCUGUUGGACUUUUGCAAUUUGGAGGAUGAACAGAGCUCAUUAA
Messenger RNA from Sciurus carolinensis (gray squirrel), 2154 nucleotides. RefSeq names its product disintegrin and metalloproteinase domain-containing protein 25-like. Gene Ontology annotation, cellular component: sperm head plasma membrane; plasma membrane; external side of plasma membrane. The coding region runs from base 1 to 2154 and encodes 717 amino acids. The transcript has a single exon. The record is from RefSeq and is a predicted model, not a curated record. Gene Ontology annotation, molecular function: metalloendopeptidase activity. Gene Ontology annotation, biological process: proteolysis; male gonad development. NCBI's taxonomy places the organism in Eukaryota, Metazoa, Chordata, Mammalia, Rodentia, Sciuridae.